GGGCCGGCGCAUGCGCGUCGCCCCCCCUCGGCCGCGGGGAGGGGGAUGCGGACGGGGGAAGAUGGCGGCCUCGAACAACCCGCGGAAAUUCAGCGAGAAGAUCGCGCUGCACAACCAGAAGCAGGCGGAGGAGACGGCGGCCUUCGAGGAGGUCAUGAAGGACCUGAGCCUGACCCGCGCGCACCGGCUACAGCUGCAGAAAACCCAAUAUUUGCAACUGGGGCAGAGCCGUGGCCAGUACUACGGGGGGUCAUUGCCAAAUGUGAACCAGAUUGGGAACAGUGCCAUGGAUCUCCCCUUCCAGCACAACGGAGCUCUGGCUGAAGCCUUUGGAGCAGUUCCUGUCUCUUUGACCCCGUUCCAGUCGUCGGCGCUGGACACGAGCAGGACCACGCGGCACCACGGGCUGGUGGACAGAGUGUACCGGGACCGGAACCGCCUGGGCUCGCCCCACCGCCGCCCGCUCUCCGUGGACAAGCACGGCCGGCAGGUGGACAGCUGCCCCUAUGGCACCGUGUACCUGUCACCGCCGUCGGACACCAGCUGGAGGAGGACAAAUUCUGAUUCUGCCUUGCACCAGAGCACCAUGACUCCAGCUCAGCAGGAAUCCUUUUCAGGAGGGUCACAGGACAUGCAGCAGAAAAGAGUUUUAUUGCUGACUGUGCCUGGAAUGGAAGAAAGCUCUGAUGCAGACAAAGCCCUCUCUAAGCAAGGCUGGGACACUAAAAAGACUGGGUCAUCGAGACCCAAAUCCUGCGAAGUUCCAGGAAUCAACAUCUUCCCGUCGGCCGAGCAGGAGAGCGCCGCGGCGCUGAUCCCGGGCACGCACAACACGGGCGGCUCGCUGCCCGACCUCAGCAACAUCCACUUCCCCUCGCCCCUGCCCACGCCCCUGGACCCCGAGGAAUCCGCCUUCCCUGCCCUGAGCAGCUCCAGCAGCGCCGGGAACCUCGCUGCCAACCUGACCCACCUGGGCAUCAGCUCUGCCAGCCAGGCAGGAAUGACGACGACACCGGCCCCAUCCCAGCACCGCCAGCCCAGCGUCAGCCCCCUGUCCUUGGGCGCGGACUCGCGGCGACCUCAGUCCCAGCAAAUGUCCCCCACGCUGUCCCCGCUGUCACCCAUCACUCAGGCCGUGGCUAUGGAUGCAUUGUCCCUGGAGCAGCAGCUCCCCCCGUACCCCUUUUUCACCCAGACCAGCUCCCAGCAGCAGCAGCAGCCAGCAGUGGCCAGUUCCCUGCCCCAGACCCCCCCUCUGCUGCAGAGCUCGGGGCUGCAGAGGGGCCCCCAGCUGCCCCCUCUGUCUGUCACGGUACCUUCCACCAUCCCCCAGUCACCUCCAGGGAGCCAGAGCCAGCCCUCCAUGGGAAUUGACAUCAACUCGGCCUCACUCCAGCAGUACCGCAGUAAUGCUGGCUCCCCAGCCAACCAGUCUCCCACCUCUCCUGUCUCCAAUCAAGGCUUCUCUCCUGGCAGCUCCCCUCAACAUUCUUCCAUGCUGGGCAGUGGUUUUGGGGACUCCUAUUAUGAGCAGCAGAUGACAGCUAGGCAGGCUAAUGCCCUCUCCCACCAGCUGGAGCAGUUCAACAUGAUCGAGAACGCCAUCAGCUCCAACAGCCUCUACAGCCCCUGCUCCACCCUCAACUACUCGCAGGCUGCCAUGAUGGGACUGACGGGCAGCCACGGCAGCCUGCAGGACUCGCAGCAGCUCAACUACUCCAGCCACAGCAACAUCCCCAACAUCAUCCUGACAGUGACAGGAGAAUCCCCCCCCAGCUUAUCAAAAGAACUGACCAGCUCCUUGGCAGGAGUGGGGGACGUCAGCUUCGACACGGAUUCCCAGUUCCCCCUGGAUGAACUCAAAAUUGACCCUUUGACCCUGGAUGGACUGCACAUGCUCAACGACCCCGACAUGGUCCUCACCGACCCCGCCACAGAGGACACGUUCCGCAUGGACCGGCUGUGAGCCGCCGGCACCUCCCGCAGGAUCCGGCCCGGGGGCUCCAUCCCGUCCAUCCCAGAGGGUCCAUCCCGUCCCGGAGGGUCCGUCCCGUCCCGGAGGGAGCAGCUGCUCCGUGUCCCCUGUACAAUGAGUAACCACAGCUUGUUGUUCUGAGCUUGCCGCGCUGCCGAGCCCCCGUCCCCGUGGCGCCCAGCCACGCCGCCCCCGAGCCGCUGUUGCCGUCCAGCAGUGAGGAGUCGUCCGGUUUUCCCCGGUUUUCCAUUGGCCUUUUCCUCCCCAGAGCCCCCCCCUUUCCCCCAGCAGAGCUCCGGCGGGCCCCCGGCACCAGAGAGGGGCUCGGGGCAGCCGGGCAGGGCCAGGAGGGGCUGGCAGAGCCCGGGGUGCGGGGCUGGGGGGGCCGUGCCCCCUGCUCCCCUUCCUUGGGAAGCAAAUCCCGGCAUCGCCGCCUUCCCCGCGGCUGCCACCCCGCUCUGUGGCACUGCCACUCUGCUCUGUGGCACUGCCACCCUGCUCUGUGGCACUGCCACCCUGCUCUGUGGCACUGCCACCCCCGCUCUGUGGCACUGCCACCCUGCUCUGUGGCACU
Vidua macroura (Pin-tailed whydah) is the source of this 2549-nucleotide messenger RNA. RefSeq names its product CREB regulated transcription coactivator 1 (gene CRTC1). The record is from RefSeq and is a predicted model, not a curated record. Gene Ontology annotation, biological process: positive regulation of transcription by RNA polymerase II; protein homotetramerization. The transcript is spliced from 15 exons. Gene Ontology annotation, cellular component: cytoplasm; nucleus. Gene Ontology annotation, molecular function: cAMP response element binding protein binding. NCBI's taxonomy places the organism in Eukaryota, Metazoa, Chordata, Aves, Passeriformes, Viduidae. The coding region runs from base 11 to 1966 and encodes 651 amino acids.